AAUCACCGAAGUAAACCUCCAGGAAAAAGAUAACAUGAUCCACGCUCUUCUUGAGAACACGACUUCCCGUAUUUUUCAUAAGCUCAACAUGACAGAAAUUCAGCUUCAGAUGAGCGACAAAGAUCUAUCUUCUUCCCUAACGGAAACAAGAGAAAAUCUAACCACAAAGAUGCGUGAUGCGGAGCAGAGAUUGCAAAAUAACAUUGAAAAUUCAAGCCGAACUCUGAGUGACAAGGUAGAUUCAGUCAACGAUGAUCUUAACAAGACACGAAACCACCUAAUAACCUCUAACCACGACGUAAGAAAUGAACUAGGGGCUCUUAACACGACCCUUAUUUUGAAGAUAACAACAGAUUUCCAGGUAUUGAAAACAGAUCUUAACACAACAAAAACUUAUCUAGAAGAUGCAGACAUUGAGUUGCAGAAAUCUUUGACAGCUCAAAACUCAACUUUGACCACGAGGACAGAUAAUUUGGACUCAGCGACAAAUCAGCUAUCAUCGAUCCUGGCCACAACCCAAAGUAACCUAGACAGGCUGAAUGAUACACAGAUCAAAAGUACACAAGAGUUUCAAGGUCACCUGUUGUCCAUGGAAGCACGUUUGAACUCUACCGAUGAAGAUCUAAAAUCUUCCACUGGCAACUUACAAAACAAAAUUGAAGAGCUUAAUACAAGUUUUGCAGGCCAGGUCAAUAGCCUUAGCCAAUCCAUCACUGCAGUCCAUUCGCAGUCUAACGAAACAAAGGAAAGCUUCAACAAUUUCAAGAUGCACACUGAAAAUUCUGUUACAUUGGUGAAUGAUGGGCUCAGUAACUUGGAGAAAACGGUGAACUCAACGAAGGACAAAUUAACUUCCCGAAUAGAAAGUACAGACCUAAGGCUCAACAGCACCACCGAAAGACUUGAUCAAGAAGACGUCAGCAUAAUAUCCCUUGUUAAUGACAUCAACACAACAUUGUCUUUGAAGGUAGAGAAUGUGAGUAAGCUCCAGGGCCCCGUUGGACCACGCGGUUUUAACGGCUCUCAAGGAUUGGUUGGACCAGCCGGACCUCAGGGAGUCAAUGGAACACAGGGUCCCCAGGGGGUGAUAGGUCCACAAGGUUUUAACGGAUCACAAGGGUCACCGGGAUCAGAUGGACUCCAAGGAGCCAUAGGACCCCCAGGACCCCCUGGAGCAGGAGACUUUUCUCAAUGUGAGUUCAUGACCAGCACGGACAUAGGAUCCCAGACAGCUUUCCAAGGCAACACUCUUCCAGCUGCAACCAAAGUCAUCCUAACUGAACCAACUGAUAAAAGAAUAGUUGGUGUCACAUGCUCAACAGACUUCGCCCAAUUGUAUAUCUUGGAAGCUGAGAUUGCUCCAUCUACAAACAAGCAAGUGUACCGCUGUGAGUGCUAUGGAAACCAGGGAAGUGCAGGGACAAUCAAAAGUAUUCAAUGCUUUAUGCAUUAUUGGUUGUGUCCCUUAACAACAUAAAAGUGACACGCCAUCUAUUGCCAUGUGUGAAGAAGAAAAUGCAUUGAACUUCAAGAUGGGAUCAAGCGAUACGAACUAAUAAGCAAAAAAACUCAAAAUGUCAGUACUUAAUGUAACUGAUUUUCUUAGUCAUUUUUUGAAAUUAAAGAUGCAGUUGCGUUUUCACCUGCUGUUCUCCUCUCUUAGAAAGAGAAACGUUUUAUAAAUAUAAUCAUACAGUGAGAGCAUUCAAACGAAUUUACUUUCCCAGACUUGAUUUUAGCUGUGAAUUUUUUUAAAUCCCUCUUGUUACAAUAUACCGAAUUACUCUCGCCACUCAGUCCGACAACCAUCAUAAAAUGUGCUCUAUGUUUCUGUUGUUUGAAAACUUAUGAAAACGUUGAGUACAAAAUGAUCUGUUGUAUAGCUCAAGAAUUGAUAUACAGUGAUGAAUACACGCCUUUAAAUGGUGAUCCGGUCUCUCCAUAAUGAUAAAUUAAAAAGUGGUGGAGAUGAAAAAAUGUCAGAGAGGCGAAUAAUUUUCCUUAAAA
This is a messenger RNA of Pocillopora verrucosa, 2007 nucleotides long. RefSeq names its product collectin-12. Gene Ontology annotation, biological process: extracellular matrix organization. Gene Ontology annotation, molecular function: extracellular matrix structural constituent conferring tensile strength. The record is from RefSeq and is a predicted model, not a curated record. Lineage: Eukaryota; Metazoa; Cnidaria; Anthozoa; Scleractinia; Pocilloporidae.